This is a messenger RNA of Calypte anna (Anna's hummingbird), 694 nucleotides long. RefSeq lists its product as uncharacterized. Bases 1 to 648 code for a protein of 215 amino acids. The transcript has 3 exons. Lineage: Eukaryota; Metazoa; Chordata; Aves; Apodiformes; Trochilidae. The record is from RefSeq and is a predicted model, not a curated record.
AUGCCGGGGCGCCGUGCGGGAGAGGAAAAGGGAUGGGGGCUCGGGCCCUGCGCCCCUCCCGCUCUCCCCGGUGUUGGGGAGAGGGGAGGAGAGGGUGUCGCAGCCCCAUGGGCAAAAGAGCUUCUCCGGGCUGGCUGCAGCUGCUCCGAACCAGGCAGGUGGGACGCGUCCCGCGGGUAUCUUGCAGGGGCCGUGGACCAGAGUCUUCCCGGGGCAGAGAGUGCUUAUGUGAGGGACAGAUUUGGCUUUUGCCUCCGAGGAGGGGGGCCUGCCCUGCCCCGAGCCCCUGCGACCCGGGGGUCUGGGGUCCGUUCCUCCGCCGGCCGGGAGCGGGAGAGGGAGGCCCGGAUGAGGAAGACAGCCGUGCCCGCACGAAAUCUGCGAUCCACCUCAUGGCACCCGGCAGAAGAGGACUGCUUCACCCCGGCGCUGCGGGAGCCUCUCGCCUGCAGAACAACCUCGGAGGGACCCAGUCGGGAUGAGAAAACUAUGCGGUUGCCUUGUAAGCAGUAUCUCCGCAGCGGGGGAACCUUUGCUCCCGUCGGUACUAAUCCCCCACGCCACCACACGACAGGGGAAAAAAGCAAACUUAUAUACACAUGUACGGACGGCCGAGAGGCACAGGCAUUCUCGGAUGAGGAGAAGUAAAUACAAAUUUAUCCCUGCGUAACAAGUCAGAGGUUCACUAAAAUGU